CUUACUCGUUCUGUUCUGCUCUUGGAUAAACAGGAAAGAACACAGGAGUGACGAGGACUGGGUGGGGAUGACUUUUUCAGUGUUUCCACUUGCUUCAUUCAUUGCAAUAAACACUGUCAUGCAGCCAGCAGACUGUCGGUGCUACAGUAUUACAACUAGAAAUAACUGCACCAAACCACUAUACAGCAAGACCAAACUAUCAUCUUUGUUUUGUUCAGGUACGAGGAACUGAGUCACCACUGAGGACAUCGAGAUCUUAAGCAUGGAGGAUUUCAGACUUGUCAGAUGUGAUAGUCUGGAUGCUGGGUCAGACUGUGGCAAGGAUGUGAUGAUUCCAAUGGACUGCAUGACCUUUGAACCUGAGAGUGCUGACCUUACAGUGACUCCUGAGCCUUCAGCUGCAGAACUGGCUCAGUGUGAGGUUGAACUGAACGCUCUGCUCAGCAUCAUCGCUGAGCUGAACAAGAAAAUGGGAUCGGUAAAAGCACCGAGUGAACAAUCAGCACCAUGUAGACCUUUGGUUCCAGACCUCCUGUCUCACAGGCUGAUCAGAAGAAGCCCAGAGAGGAGAACCGCUGUCAGUCCCACAUACACACCUGUCCUAACCAAUCAAGGAGGCAGCAACGUGGUGUGGACAAAACUUGAGGAGGUUUUAUCAGCAGUGGAAGACUCUAUCAGCUGCAGAAGGUCCUGGGCUGAACCAAUCACAGCCUCCGAUCAGGCCAAAGUCAAAGAGCAGCAGAGAGCAGCUCAGGAAAGUUGGAUUAAAGCCACUCAGAUACUGGAUGAGAUGGAAAAAGAGUUUGGAAUUUCGUGCCCGUCAGGUUUGCCGAAGUACCAAGACGAUAAUCUGGAUUGGGACAAACAGGAGAAAACUCACAGAAGUACUGUGCAAAAUCACCAGGAGAAGAUGGAGAGAACAAAAAGCACCAACAGGCAGAUGGAGGAGGAGAAGAACAAGAUGAUGGUCCUACAUGCAGCCUGGAAGUCAGGCAGCUGCUCUUCUUCCUACAAACCCUCAGGAAACUCCCCUGCUGGCAGUCUCAGUCCUGACUGGGCCUCUCCUCCUUUCCCUGGUUCUCCUUCAGUCCUCAGAAGAAGAACCCAAGCAGGAGCUCCUGGUGGGGACAGUUCUCUACUGGCUGCUGUUAACUCAGGAAGUCAAUGUCCUAGUCCUGGUUCGGAAAAUGAGACUGAACGGCUGAACAGGUGCAUCGAGAGGCUGAAGGUGAGAAAUGAGCGGCUGACCGCAGCUCUGGAGAGAAGGAAAGGAGAGUCCGAGCUGACCAGCAUCACCCUCAACAAACUGGAAGCUGACUGUUCUGCCAUGCAGACUGCUCUCAGAUACCAUGAGGAGUGUGAAGAGGCCUACAGUGAGCUGCUGUCACUUCACGAGGCCCAGAAACAGCAAAGUGCUCCUCUACAGACACUCACAACAGAACGAGUCAGUAACAUCAUGCAGCAGCCUGACAGUCCAGCAGAUCAGCACAGACAUAUAGGAACGGAGGAGAUUUCCACGUCCUUCUCAGCAGCAGAGAGCGCAGAAGAGACGCACACACAGAGUCACUCAGAGCAAAGGACACCUGACUUGAUGAAGCGAGAAGCUGCUCUACGUCAACAAAUUGAGCGCCUGAAGAAGAACCGAGCUGCCAUCUGUGUUCCUAAAUCUGGUCCAGGGACAGACGAGAAACUGUGCUCCGAUACUGGAGGACCUGGGCUUACAGACAACACCAGAUUUCCUGACAACAAGAAAGAAAGAGCUUCACUGUUCUAUGAGCUUAUCUCCGUCAGGGAGGAGAUGUCAGACAUGCGAGCUCUAAUCCGCUUCAAGGAGAAAGAACUGAGGAGCCUGGAGUGGAGGUUAAUGGCUCAGAAAGCUCAGGACGCAGCUGGAGCUCUUGUCCCAGAAAGCCUCCGAGAGGAGCUGGAGGACCGUAGGAAUGAUCAGAGGCUGUCUGAAAGUGCAGCUAAGACAGGCAGUGACAGUGACACACCGGGCCCUCGGACCGGACCACUUCUAAAAGAGCUACAAGUCAUCCUGCAAAGAGAACAAGCCCUGAAGAGGAGACUGGCUUUGGUUCAGGAUUCAUUGAAUAUGGCUCUAUCAGAUGUUGCCUCCCACAGGAGAGACAGUGGAGAGCAAAUUGCUCGGCUCACUCAGGCUCACAGCAAGGCCUUGAACUCUUACCGGCACAUUCGCAGGAAGUAUAGAGAGCAGGUGUGGAAGCUGGAACAGAAGGUUUCAUCCAUGUCAGAGACUCACCACAACCAAACCGAAGCACAGAAUGCCGCAGUGGAAACCUCUGAGUGGAAGCGGGAAGAGACAGUUCUGUGAUUCUUCAGCCAGUGAUUGAGUCGUCCUCGCCUGAUGUUAUCCACAUCAACGAGAUAGUCAGGGUGGACAGAUUAAAA
This is a messenger RNA of Thalassophryne amazonica, 2412 nucleotides long. It is a transcript of the gene ushbp1, whose product is annotated as Usher syndrome 1C binding protein 1. The record is from RefSeq and is a predicted model, not a curated record. Lineage: Eukaryota; Metazoa; Chordata; Actinopteri; Batrachoidiformes; Batrachoididae. The transcript is spliced from 14 exons. The coding region runs from base 263 to 2335 and encodes 690 amino acids.